AUGGAGAAGGAGAGCCUUGACGUCAUGAGGCAGCAGCUGGCGGCGGUGCACCAGCUCCGCAUCGACCUCCAGAGGAAAGACUCCGUCAUUCAGUCUCUGCAGCUGAAAGUGCAGGAGGGAGAGUCCGCACGAGACCGUGAAGGGCGAUUAGAAGCACACUGCCACCUCUUGGAGAAGAGGUGCUCGUGCUUGGAGUCUACCAACGGCGAGUACGCGGAGCGGCUUGGAGCUCUAGACCAGGAGAGCAGGUCCAGAGUCGACAGCUUGAGGCGGGAGAAGGACGACCUGAAGCGGCAGCUGCGAGACUCCGAGUCGGAGUUGGAGGCGGAGAGGAGGCGUUUCGAGGGGGCGGCGGCGGCACACCGGAGGGAGCUAGCGGCCGCUCUGGCGGAAGGAGCCGACGCACGCGGCCUGGCCGGUGGCCUGAAGGAGUCCCUCGAGGAGGCUUCCGCUCAGGCAAAUCGUCGGCAAGGACGUUGGGCCGAGAUGGAAAAGCUGGGCUCGACGGAGGCGUUUGUGGAGCUGUCGGGAAGAUGGUGUGGGAACGAGCUCCUCGCGUUAACGUGGGUGGAAGUGUCGAAGACUUUGGAAGCGCUGGAAGCGGCCCAGGCGGGACACAGGACAGCGUUAGGCCGCCUCCGAGAUGCUAAACUACAGGUGGGCACGCAGCAGGAGGAGACAAGCGGCGCAAACCAAGUCGCGGACGACCUCCGCCAGGAGUUGUCCCGAAUGAGAGACGUGGAGGUCCGGCUUCAGUCAACUGCGGCGCAAUUAAAAGCUGCCAGAGAAAAAGAACGAAGGCAAAGGGUUCACGUGGACGCGGUGUGGUCGCAGCUGUCCAGCAUCGGUGCCGUCUCCCCAGGUGGCCUCGAGGACAGCAAUAUCGACGACAAGGACAACAGCGAGCUGUUCCCGGGCCGAAUAGGUUGCCCCGCGGGAGAGAGCGGCAGUGGAGUGGCAGUUGUAGAAGGGGGUUCGAUUGCCGGCGGUGGCCUGGAUGACGACGCCAGGCUGUCGGAGAUCCCGCGAGGGAUUCGGAGAUUGGUAUCGGAGUGGUCCGACCGCGGCAAAGGGUUGGAAACCUUGACUAGGCGUUUGCGGGAAGAGGGGGCGCGGCGAGACGAGGAGAGGGCGGAGCUGGAGACCGCCGCUGCCGCCGCCAGGGAGGAGGCAGAGGCCCGGGGGGAGGAGGUGGCGAGGCUGGCGGUGGAUUUCGAGACUAGGGCGGCGUGCGCAGAAGCGGGGAUGGACGAGAAGGUGGCCAAGGUCCAAGCCGACGCCGUCGCAGACGCAAACCUAAGGGUUUCCACUGUUUCGGAGGAGGCGUCUCGGAGGGUGGCAGCGGCCACCGCCGACGCCGCUCGCCAGGUAGCAGAAGCGGUCGAGACCGCCGAACGGAAGGUUAAGGAGGCUGCCGCCUACACCGAGGAGAGCGUGGCGCUGGCGAGGGGGGGCGCGGCUGAGAAGGAGGAGGAGGCGGACCGCAGGGUUUCCGAGGCGGAAGAGGCUUUGGCGGCGGCAAGAGCCAGCGAAACGGCAGCCGUCGCACUCUCCCGUUCGGCUGUUGAGAGGCAGCUCUCCGCCGAGGCGGCCCUGAAAAUUCUGGGAAGGUUCGUUGGGCCGCUGCACCGGCUGUGCCUGGAGCUGAGGGAGCAGAAGAGAUUUCUCUCAAGGAGCUACCGGAGAGAUGCCCCGCUUCAGGCGGAGCUGUUCUCCGUUGCGGCCGCCGUGACCGGAAAGGACUACUGGUGCCUCCUCUCCGCCGCAACCGACAUCGACAUCGCAAGCCCCAACAACGCCACCACGCGGCGACGGGAAAGAAACCCCAGCGGCAACGGCCGCCGCCUGCCGUACGACGGCGCUUGCGUAGGAGAAGACUGUCAGGACGACGGUGACGACGUCGUUGCCGUUCGCGUCCCGCCGUCCCUUCGUGCGGUAGUGAUCGCGGUGGUCGCGGCCAACCGACUCGCGGCCUUCGCACGGGCAUCGUCGGCCGCUCGCCGCACCUACCACGAUGACAGCGUAGGGGGGCCUGCGACUGGCGCUACCGCCGGGGGCGCGGGUUCGGGGAGAGGUCGGCAGCACCGUUAUCAGCAGCAGCGGCCGAGGCAGUGUCGAACAGGCGGCGAGACGGACGCCCGGUAUUUGGCGCGCGCGGGCGGCAUCCGAUCGCUCCCGGUGCUACCGCCCUGGUGCUGCGGCAAUAGGGGGCGGGUGCUGCGAUUGCCGGCGGCUAGCGAUCUCGAGGAGAUGGCCGAUGGGCAGGCUCUGGAGACCGUGCUUGCGCGUCUGCUUGUGUUCGGAACCGGUGCCGAGGGGGACGAUGGCGGAGAAGAAGAAGAAGUGGGGGGGGGGAGGAGGGGCAGAAACGUCAGGGCUGAGCCGAUGGAUGGGAACGUCAGCGGCGGCGGCGGUGGAGUUCUGAACAUUGAGGCGUUGUGGGGCGGGGGAGGGGCGCGGGUCGGAGACUUGCUCUACCACCUGAUUCGUGGCAGGAAGGAUCACAUGACAGGAGUCAAGUUGGAGGAGUCAGCGGACGUGCUGCGGCGGCGCGUGGAGUCGCUGGAGGCGGAGGCGUCUGCGAAGCCAGCCGUCGACCUCGAGGCCUUUGCCGCGCUGGGGGAAGAGAUGAAGGCAGCAACGGCGGUUGGGGCUCGUCUACGCGAGCAGGUGGGACGCCUGGAGGAGGCGUUGUCCGCGGCAAGAAGAGAGGUUGCCGAGGCCUCCGCGGCAAGCGAACGGGCUACAGCGGGAAGGGACGAGGCGGAGGCACGGAUCGUGCGGUUGGAUGCCGCCAAGCUGGAGACUGCGAGAGAGGUAGAACAACUCAAAGCCUUCGCAAUUCGCGCCAACCUCGAACGAGACGAGUGCCUGGAAAGAGAGAGGGCGGUAGCGAGACAGCGAGUGGACCAAACCCUUAAUGAAACCGCCGUCAUCGGGGGCGGGACCACCGACCAGGACCUCCUACACACGCCUCCCCCAGCAGUAGCAACUCCGACGACGCGCGGGAGGCGCCUAGACGCCCGGGGUCCCCCGCUGGGAUCGGGCGGCGGACGGGAAGGAGCGCCGGCAAGCGCAAGGGACGGCAGUGUGUCACCCCCGCUAUCCGCACGCCGCCAGAGGAGGUCUUUGGACGAGGAUCAUGUUGAGCAGUGGGAUCACCGAGCACACGCAGAUGAGCAGCAGCGGCAGCACCAACAGGAACAGCUGCAAAUGCGGCAGAGAUUGGUGCAGAGCCAGGAGGAGCUGAGGUGCUGCCGGAAAGAGGAAGAGCGCUCGCGGGCAAGGUGUUCCCAACUGGAAACGCGGUUGGCUGAAGCUCGAGAUUGCCUGGAGGAGCAAAAAAGCGUGACGGCAUCAAUGAGACGCGCUGCUGCGAGAGCUCAUGACGAUGCCGAAGCCGCGCGUAAGCAGGUGGAGGACACCAAGGCUCUCGUGUCUCGACAAGAGUUCCAGUGCCGGCGACAGGUGUCCCUCCUAGAGGCACGCCUUCUGGAAACCGGGGCCCGAAACUCCCGCCGGAGAGACUUGCUGCAGCUCCAGGCAUGUGCCCAGGAGGAUCUGGUGAAGGCGCUGAGGGACCCCGUACUGCCCUCCACUUGCGGCGACACAGUCGUCAGCGACGUGUCGGAUCACAGCCUCCGCGCGGAGGAGGUUGAGAGACCCGCCGCCGCGGCUGCGUCCGCCUCCGACGAAUGGCAGAUCAGCCGGUAG
Molecule: messenger RNA, 3714 nt
Organism: Ectocarpus siliculosus
Lineage: Eukaryota; Phaeophyceae; Ectocarpales; Ectocarpaceae
Source: the annotation of a GenBank genome assembly